Messenger RNA from Gambusia affinis (western mosquitofish), 2538 nucleotides. It is a transcript of the gene p4ha2, whose product is annotated as procollagen-proline, 2-oxoglutarate 4-dioxygenase (proline 4-hydroxylase), alpha polypeptide 2. Gene Ontology annotation, molecular function: protein binding; L-ascorbic acid binding; iron ion binding. The coding region runs from base 181 to 1791 and encodes 536 amino acids. Gene Ontology annotation, cellular component: endoplasmic reticulum. The transcript has 15 exons. Gene Ontology annotation, biological process: peptidyl-proline hydroxylation to 4-hydroxy-L-proline. Lineage: Eukaryota; Metazoa; Chordata; Actinopteri; Cyprinodontiformes; Poeciliidae. The record is from RefSeq and is a predicted model, not a curated record.
UCCUGUACUUACGGUCUAAUCCUCCAGUCUGUUCUGUACGUGGCAGCGGUUCCAAACGCAUUCCCUCUGUACUCUUCAUAACCCCGGGGGUGCCAAGUGGAUUUUCGUCCACACAAGGAAGCGUGACAGUCUUCGUUUAAAGACUCCAGAGGUGUACAGAAGGUUACCAAAGUGGACAAAAUGAGGAACCAUGUGUUUUGUAUCUCCUGGGUUUUGCUGUGCUGCUGCUGGUCUACACGUGGGGACAUCUUUACCUCUAUUGGACAAAUGACUGAUCUAAUCCACACAGAAAAGGAGCUGGUCCAGUCUCUGAGAGAAUACAUCAAAGCAGAGGAGUCUAAACUGGCUGCGGUCAAAAGCUGGGCUAGCAAACUCGAUGCUCUCACAAGAUUAUCCACUUCGGACCCUGAGGGCUACCUGGCCCACCCAGUGAACGCCUACAAACUGAUGAAGAGGCUCAACACUGAGUGGUCUGAACUGGAGAGCCUGGUGCUUCAGAAUCCCUCCGAUGGUUUCAUCGGCAACAUUUCCGUACACAGGCAGUACUUUCCUGAUGCGGAGGAUGAGACCGGUGCUGCCAAGGCUCUGAUGCGUCUUCAGGACACAUAUCAACUGGAUUCAGAAGCGUUCUCCAAAGGAAAACUGCCAGGUGUUCACUCUAACGCUGUCCUGACUGUGGAUGAUUGCUUCGACAUGGGAAAGACGGCCUACAACGACGCAGACUAUUACCAUGCCGUUCUGUGGUUUCAGCAGGCGCUGAAACAGCUGGACGACGGAGAGGAAGCUGUGGUCACCAAGGCAGAGAUCCUGGACUACCUCAGCUACUCUGUUUACCAAAUGGGUGACAUACCUCGAGCCAUCGAGCUCACGCGCCGCCUUGUGGCCAUCGACCCCAGCCAUGAGAGGGCAGGAGGAAACCUGCGUUACUUUGAGCGGCUGCUGUCCAAACAGCUCAGUGAGAUGAACCAGGUUUACCAGCCGGCCUCUGAGGAGCCCAUCCAGCUGGGGACUUACACCCGACCGAAAGACCAUCUGCCAGAGAGGGAGUCCUACGAGGCUUUGUGCAGAGGAGAGGGGCUCCAGAUGAAUGAAGCGAGGAGGAGUCGUUUGUUUUGCCGCUACCAAGAUGGCCGUGGGAACCCUCGUCUCCUGCUGAAGCCGAUGAAGGAAGAGGACGAGUGGGACAGCCCCCACAUUGUUCGCUACCUGGAGAUGCUGUCAGAUGAAGAAAUUGAAAAAAUCAAAGAGCUGGCUAAACCCAGGCUUGCCAGAGCUACUGUUCGUGAUCCCAAAACAGGAGUUCUGACUACAGCCAACUACAGAGUGUCAAAAAGUGCAUGGUUGGAGGGAGAGGAGGACCCUGUGAUCGAAAGAGUUAAUCAGAGAAUAGAAGACAUCACUGGCCUCACGGUACAAACUGCAGAGUUACUUCAGGUUGCAAACUAUGGAGUUGGAGGACAAUACGAGCCACAUUUUGACUUCUCAAGGAAAGAGGAACCUGAUGCUUUCAAAAGGUUAGGCACUGGAAAUCGCUUGGCCACAUUUUUAAACUACAUGAGUGAUGUUGAGGCCGGAGGAGCGACAGUCUUCCCUGACUUUGGGGCUUCAAUCUGGCCAAGAAAGGGAACAUCAGUGUUCUGGUAUAAUCUCUUCAGAAGUGGAGAAGGAGACUACAGGACCCGACAUGCAGCCUGUCCAGUUCUUGUAGGAAGUAAAUGGGUGUCGAACAAGUGGAUACAUGAGCGCGGACAAGAGUUCAGGAGACCAUGCGGCCUGACGGAAGUGGACUGAAGCUCGCUCCAUGUCUGCUUACCCUCCUUAGUGCCUGAUUUAGGCGAAAUGUUGCAACACAGACACAUUGUGCCAAACCUUUCAACAUGUCUGUUUGACUAAAAAGUGGGAACCGACAUCCAUCUGCUGAGGGAGAGUUCAGUGUCUCAGUCAUUCUUUUCAGUACCCUGGUUUGUUUGAGCAGACGAUUAAAAGACAACAAUUCUGAAUUUAACCCUAAUGAAUAUCAUGUUCAACAUUUUUAUUUUCAUAAAUUCACAUCUCUUUUGAGGUAGUUUUGUCAGACAGGAGUCAGACAAGGUUUCUUUAAACCAGUGGUCUCCAACCUUUUUAGUACAACGGACCGGUCAACCCUUUGUAAAUUUUCUGCGGUCUGGGGCGGCGCGCGUGUUGUGAGGUUUGAGAUCGAUACCGUUGUUUCUUACUCAUUCUGGUGCAUGUUGGCGCGCAAGACAUAACCGCAUCCUGUUUAGGAUUUUCAAAAUAAAAGCUCCUCCAGACUCAUUACAUUACAUAGAGCUAUUUCUUGUGUGGCCCGGUACCAAUUGGUCCGCAGCCUGGUGGUUGGGGACCACUGCUUUAAAGGACUAUAAGUGCAAUUUAAGCUCUAUGGUGAAAAUGUUCACUAUCACUGUCUACAAAUUAUGUGCAUUUUUUUUAUUUAUAGUGUGGUUAAAUUAUGACGUUUUUGUAUUCUCAUUCCCCAAGUUGUUAAUCAAAAGGUCAAUAAACAAUGUGUUUUAUUAA